UCGAAGUUCACAUCAAGUUCAAUAACGUCCAGAUGGAAACUUCAACUACCACAAUACGCUUGGGUGAAGCAGGAAGCGGAAGUAAGUAGGGAGAGAUCCAUGUGGUGGACGCGCUGGAGUUUUAAACACUGCUGUUGAUCACACCCGAGCAGUGAAUGUGAGAUGGGGGUCUGACCAGGUGCAAGGUGCAAGGCCCUCCACUUCACACUGAUGAUGUACCCCACGCCUCUGUUCGGCCAUGUUGGGCGCCCUCCUUUUGCAGAUGUCUAUGAGCCUGCAGAGGACUCCUUCCUCUUGCUCGAUGCGUUGGAGCAGGAUGUUGAUCGACUGCAACGCCUCAGACCUGCGAUUUGUCUGGAAGUUGGCUGUGGAUCUGGAGUGGUGUCUGCCUUCCUGGCCACGGUAACCGGCCCAUCAGUUUUGUAUCUCUGUACUGAUGUGAAUCCAGCAGCAGCUCAGUGUGCUGUCGAGACAUCUGUGUGCAAUGGCGUCAGCCUGCAGCCAGUCAUCACAGAUUUGGUUGAGUCGUUCCUCCCGAGGCUCAGUGGUGAAGUGGAUAUUCUUCUGUUCAAUCCGCCAUACGUUGUCACUCCUUCAGAGGAGGUUGGUGGGUGUGGCAUUGAAGCAGCGUGGGCAGGUGGUGAGCAUGGCAGAGAGGUGAUGGACAGAUUCUUCCCCAUGGUUACACAGCUGCUGUCCAAUCAGGGGCUCUUUUACCUGGUUACAGUUGCAGAGAAUAACCCAGAGGAAAUAAUGAGAGUACUGGCAGGAUUCGGCCUGCAGGGGGAGGUGUGCCUGGCUCGGCGUGCAGGGAGUGAGCAGCUUUCCGUCCUGCGCUUCAGUCGAUCCCAGUCGGACUCACACGUGGCCGCGGCUGUGAGCUGAAGAGGCCCUGUACCUCUGAGAUCCCCAAAAGCUACAGGACAGACAGCGGUUUUGAACGACAUGUGUGCUUGCACACAUCUCUCUGUCUGUCUGUCUGUCUGUGUGUGCUUGCAUAUGUGAACAAGAGACCUUGGCGCUUAAACACACUCGUCAACAUUCAAGAGACGUACCAACUCAAACACACACACAGUGAAGUGUGUGUCCGUGUGAGAAAAACACAUGUGGAUUCUACCUCUAACACCAUCUGAACUGAGUCAGCCAGCCAGUAGUGGGUUGCCCUACUCGGGCUUUUUAACAGUCUGGAGAGGAAUGAAAAGAGCGCCGUCUGCUGGCUCACUGUGGGCAGGCCAGAAUUCAUUUCUCAGGACAGACGACUGACACGAAUGUGGCAAAGUUCUACCCUUCAAAUCCUUCUGGGGAUAAUUGCAUACAAUUAAAUAUAUUUGAAAUGAA
Clupea harengus (Atlantic herring) is the source of this 1338-nucleotide messenger RNA. It is a transcript of the gene hemk2, whose product is annotated as HemK methyltransferase 2, ETF1 glutamine and histone H4 lysine. Gene Ontology annotation, cellular component: eRF1 methyltransferase complex. Gene Ontology annotation, molecular function: protein methyltransferase activity; S-adenosylmethionine-dependent methyltransferase activity; nucleic acid binding. Lineage: Eukaryota; Metazoa; Chordata; Actinopteri; Clupeiformes; Clupeidae. The record is from RefSeq and is a predicted model, not a curated record. Gene Ontology annotation, biological process: methylation.